AUGUUAUAUCAUCCCGACAAAGCUAAUAUUGUUGCUGAUGCCCUUAGCUGGAAGUCCAUAGGCAGUCUAAGCCAUGUUGAAGCUAAUAAGGUCAAGAUGACCAAAUAUCUAUGCCAGUUAGCUAGUUUGCAGAAUACGGAAAAAUCUUCUUUUGUUACUGAAGUGAAAGAGCGACAACACGAGGAUCCUGAGCUUAUAAAACUGAGGGAAAGUAUUCCACAGCAGCAACAACCUUUAUUUGAGCUAACUGGAGAUGGAGUCCUUAGAUACCAGGGCCGCUUAUGUGUACCGUCAGUAGGAGAGAUUCGUGCCACGAUUCUUUUGGAGGCCCAUUAUUCUAGCUAUGCAGUUCAUCCCGGAGCGACAAAGAUGUAUCGGGACCUUCGACAGAUCUAUUGGUAG
Messenger RNA from Nicotiana tabacum (common tobacco), 402 nucleotides. The record is from RefSeq and is a predicted model, not a curated record. Lineage: Eukaryota; Viridiplantae; Streptophyta; Magnoliopsida; Solanales; Solanaceae.